ACUAGCUCUUACUCGCUAUGCGUUAUCAUUGCUUAUCACUUUACCAGUUGUUGUCAAAAUAAAAUACCGUAAAAUUAUUAUUUUUUAAGUUCGUUCAAACUUUAUUUUAAGUAUUGUUGAUUCUAAUGACAAGGUAAAUAAUGUAGCGAAAAUGUCCUCUACCGUUAGAAUAUUAAUACCAAUUUUCCCACUAGAUUCCAAGGAAAUCUUUUUCAAGGGAUAUAUUACUACUUCUAAUGAUAAUAAUGUAACUAUUUAUAUAACGAAAUAUGCUAAUAGUGAUAUUGUGUGGCCUGCAAAACAACGAGAAAACGAAAUAUAUGGAUAUUGCGGCGAAUACUUGCCGAAAAAAGUUUCAAAUAGAUUUUCAAAUUUUCUUGAUAUAGAGCAAAAUACAACAUUAAAAAUUAACAAAAUACAAUUAAAUGGAAAGCAAGUCAUCACUACUACUAGUUGUAUUCUUAUGUUGUAUGAUUAUAACAGUAUUAAAGACUCUCAAGCAAUAACUGAUUCAAAAAAUAGUUAUUUUACAAAAUUAGUGAAUUUAAUACAAGAAGAACAUGGACUAGUUAAUAAGGAUGAUACUAAUAUUAGUAACCAGCAGUGGCUGGCUUCUUCCAUGUUUCUGCAACAUAUUUGUAACUAUUGGAGAUUACUUAGAUGGCUAAUAUCAACUCUCCGGAGAGACAAAAAAGUGGCUGUGAAACAAGGUAAUUUAAUUCUAGCUAUAGUUAUGGACAUAAUCUUGGGAUAUAUUGCCCUGCAAUGGCUAUCGCAAGACAAAAGAGAUAUUAGCAUAGGACUCAUGGGAGUUUUAGAGAAACUAAUUAAUUCUCUUUACUCUCUUCUAAAAUGGCUUAUGGGUGCUCCAGUUGGAUUGAAACUAAAUAAUGCCUUUAACAAAAUGCUGGGAAAAUAUUUUUCUUAUCAUGUGCAACUAUGGUGGUUGUUUCUAGAUGUGUCUGGAGAGAAACUGUAUAUUAUACUGGACAUAUACCACUACAUAGGAUAUUUAGGAUUCACAUUUCAAACUGCUAUAGUGUCUGAUUUAAUAUGCAUUGCAACAUUCCAUUCAUAUUGCAUUUAUGUGUAUGCAGCCAGGCUAUUUAAUAUACAGAUAUCUGGACUAAUAGCAUUACUCAGACUGUUUGUUGGAAGAAAAUACAAUCCGCUACGAGGUGGCAUUGAUUCCUGUGAAUACACAAACCAGGAACUUUUUGUAGGCACUGUGGCAUUUACUAUAUUGUUACUGUUAUUGCCUACCACAACUCUUUAUUACAUAGUAUUUACUGUGUUUAGAGUGUUGUCUCUCAUCGUGCAGCACUUAUUAGCUAAAAUAAUUUAUGCAAUACAAACAUCACCACUGUAUGUAGUGACCCUAUGGGUGAUUAAUUCCCCAAAAGUUAUAGGUAAAAUACUAAUAGAAGUAAUAAACCAAGAAGAGAAUUCUCCCUUGGUGCUCCGAAUACAAUUACUUAAAAAAUCGAUUCCAGCAUUGUUAAAAAUAUUUAAACCACCUGUUCAUAUUCUUAACAAAGUUGAAUGGGGCAACCUACUUUCUAAUGUGCUUGUUGGGAAACAAAUUGUUUGAAGAUCAUACUUAAUUUUAAUAAAUAAAAUAUGUAUGUUUCUUUUGUGUAUAAACAAAGAUGCAUAUUUUUCAGUAUUGUGUAUAGCUAAAUAUUUUAAUUGUAAGGAAGGUUAAAGAAAAGAUUGUGUUCCGUUUUGACGUACUUUAUUAUCGUUCCAUAUUUCAUAUUGCGUAAAAAAUAAAAAGUUGUUUGGUCACCACACGCGUGAACGUAUAAAUGCUAAAUACUUAAAACUAUUUGCAGCAAACUGGGCAAAUACAUUUGAGUAACAUUACGCAAUUGACAAACCAUUGUUUCGACCAACUAAAUCUGUAGAUUUUACUAUUUAGAACAAUUUAGAAUACAUUAUUAUUUAUUUAAGACCUCAAACAAAUCAACUUUAGAGGUACAUUACAUUGUGAGUUUCUAAUUACACACUAUUUUUGUUUGGGGCUAUUUUGUAACAGUUAUAUGUUAUUGUAAACACAGUGUUGAGAUUAUAUAGCAGAAAUAUUAUUGAAAAUUACAAAUUCUACCUACA
Messenger RNA from Spodoptera frugiperda (fall armyworm), 2112 nucleotides. Its product is annotated as phosphatidylinositol N-acetylglucosaminyltransferase subunit Q. NCBI's taxonomy places the organism in Eukaryota, Metazoa, Arthropoda, Insecta, Lepidoptera, Noctuidae. Gene Ontology annotation, biological process: GPI anchor biosynthetic process. The record is from RefSeq and is a predicted model, not a curated record. The transcript has 7 exons. Gene Ontology annotation, cellular component: endoplasmic reticulum; membrane. The coding region runs from base 152 to 1591 and encodes 479 amino acids.